Lentinula edodes (shiitake mushroom) is the source of this 2793-nucleotide messenger RNA. Its product is annotated as kinase-like domain-containing protein. Gene Ontology annotation, cellular component: cytoplasm; nucleus. NCBI's taxonomy places the organism in Eukaryota, Fungi, Basidiomycota, Agaricomycetes, Agaricales, Omphalotaceae. Gene Ontology annotation, biological process: protein phosphorylation; intracellular signal transduction. The transcript is spliced from 16 exons. Bases 314 to 2626 code for a protein of 770 amino acids. The record is from RefSeq and is a predicted model, not a curated record. Gene Ontology annotation, molecular function: ATP binding; MAP kinase activity.
UAAUUUUAAAGCCUCAGGUUUUAUGUAACCACUUUUUGGUGAGGAUUGAGCCUGGCCAUUUACGCAAGCGUAGAUCUCGCUUGUGGACAUACGGAGGCAAUUGUCCGAAUCUCUGUGUAAUGACUUGACUUUGCCCACUGAAAACACUCUUAUCUCUUCUCUGUCAUUUACCAUUCGCAUCUCUCAAUAAUCUCAAAGGUGUGCCAAUAAAACCGGAAUCAGAACAAGUCAAAAGUGCUGUAGAGAAUAGACGCCACGCUGGUGGGCUAUUAUUGGCUUAUAAUUUCUUGAAAAGCAUUGACACAGUCACGACAUGUCUGAACGCGAAUCUUUGAAGCGGAGCGCAUCCAGCGAGCGUCGUCGCGUAAAGCAUGAUCAAUCGAAGGAACAUGAUACCAAGUCAUCUUCUCCCCAGCCUUCUCCUUCAUGGAACAUUGACAGAGGGAGAUCAAGAGUACGGCGGCCAUCCAACUCUUUCGCUGAUCAAAGCCUUCGACGCAGAGGCUACCACACUCUUCAAUCAUCCUUUGGGAAGACGUUCCAUGUUGAGAAGAGAUGGAAGCUGGUGCGGGAAAUGGGCUCUGGUGCUUAUGGUGUGGUUAUUUCAGCAGCAGACGAAAUCUCUGGGGAAACGGUGGCUAUUAAACUCGUUACGAGAGUUUUCGAAAAAGUCCAACUUGCCAAACGAGCUUUGAGGGAAAUCGUGUUACUUCGGCAUUUUGCAAGUCAUGAAAACAUAACCGGUCUCAUCGAUGUUGACGCGAUUUCCCCUGACUUUGAUGAAAUGUAUAUUUUCAUGGAGCCUAUGGAAGCUGACCUUCAUCAAAUAAUCAAGUCCGGACAACACUUGACCAGUGAGCACGUUCAGUAUUUCCUGUAUCAAAUCCUUCGAGGUAUGAAAUAUGUACAUUCGGCGCAUGUCAUACAUCGAGAUCUCAAGCCUGGAAAUCUGCUGGUGAAUGCCGACUGUGAGCUGAAGAUAUGUGAUUUUGGUCUCAGCAGAGGAUUCGACGCUGAGCCGGAUGAGAAUGCUAGCCACCUCACUGAAUAUGUUGCAACGAGGUGGUAUCGUGCACCAGAGAUUAUGUUAGCUUUCAGACGUUAUAAUACUGCCAUCGACGUCUGGUCAAUUGGUUGCAUUUUUGCCGAACUUUUAAUGGGUAAACCAUUAUUCAAGGGAAAGGACGCAGUUGACCAACUCAAUAAGAUUCUCAAUGUGCUCGGUACGCCUGAAGAUGCCGUGAUAAAAAAGAUCGGCAGUGAGAAGGCUCAGGCGUACGUGAGGUCGCUUCCGUUGAAGAGGAUGGUGCCGUUGAAAAAGGUCAUCCCCCACGCUGACAUUCAAGCCCUUGACCUUUUGAAACGAAUGCUUAGCUUCGAUCCUGACGAACGAAUCACGGUUUUCGAGGCUCUUGAACAUCCCUGGCUGGCCUCUUAUCAUGACGUCACCGAUGAACCUGAAUGCAAACAACCUUUCGACGCGUGGCGAUAUAUUGAGACUCUGGAAACAAUGGAUGAUUUUCGAAAUGCCUUAUGGAAAGAAAUACAAGAAUAUCGUCAGGAGGUCCGCGGUGUCAACGAUCUAUCGGGAAUGCCAAUACGAACAGUAAGCGGCAGUCGAGGAACAGAUGUCGAAAAGCGAGUAAGUGGAGUCCACGAACAUCCGGAACAUCCGGAAGCCGAAAUAAUUGUCGAAGAGGCCGCUUCGGAGGGGCAGCCUACGACUUUGACUGAGGAGCCUGACGAACUGGAACCAGAAGCUGCGAAAUUGGCCACGGAAGACAGUUAUCUUCCACCUCCCCCAUCAUCACAGAACAAUCGUUGGUCCGCUCCUGUCACACCUACAGAUCCAGUAGUGACUUACGCAAGGAGAUCAAGUAUCAUGCAAGCACCAAGGCAAGGAUCGACAUUCAACACACCGUUCCCCUCUUCGCAGCAUAUACCUUCUUACAGUGAGAGUUCAACCGUAUCAUCUAGUGUUGCAUUCCCUUCUCGUGGCGAAGGAUACGUUCUUCCUGCCCGUUCUCGAACCGGCUCGAUAGCGGGUGGUGAGGUUACUCGUAGGCUAUUGCGCACUCUAUCUACAGUGUCUAUCUAUGAGAGUGGUGAGGGAUUAGCUGGUGGACUGGCAGAUCUCGCUCCAAUUGGCAGGUAUAUUGUGGAUAGACAGACCACAGAAGCUGAUGCUCCCGCGUCGGAGAUGCCUCGGGAAUUUGGCAUCAACGAAGCUGACGAAGACGCCUGGGAUGAAAAGGUUAGGAAGCGAGAGAGAAAAGAAGGCAAAUUCUUCGUCGGUGACGGUCAAAAGCCGACGUCCAGUAGCCAAAAUCCUACGCCAAAUCUCACGGCAUCUCGCUCGCAUUCACAGGUACUAACAUUUUUACUGUUUCAAUUGAUACUAAAAUUGCUGUCAUCUCAGAGCGCAUUGGACGCUUCUCCUGAGCCUAGCAGAUCUGGCGGGAAUGAGCUGCAUUCUCCUACUCAUUCACCUAAAGAAAAAAAAGCUCCUGUAGUGAAAAAGCUUUCUGUACAAUCUCUUGAGCAGGCGCUGGCCGAGGCUGCGACUGACGAGCAGCCAAAAAGUGGAGAAGCCUCUACUUCGCGGCGGAGAUUUUUAAUUGAAUGAAGAACAUUUGAGAGACGUCCUGUACACUCUGUACAGGUUUGUCUGGGGGGUUUCAGUAAAAAGCGACGAUUUUCGUUAAAUUUAGAUUAGCUAAGGAGUACAAAAUACAAAUGACAGUAUGGAUACAUGAGAGGAAUCUCCACACAUCUAAAUCGUAUUAUUUUCGG